This is a messenger RNA of Cucurbita maxima (winter squash), 2067 nucleotides long. RefSeq names its product fumarate hydratase 1, mitochondrial-like. The record is from RefSeq and is a predicted model, not a curated record. The coding region runs from base 224 to 1708 and encodes 494 amino acids. Gene Ontology annotation, biological process: malate metabolic process; tricarboxylic acid cycle; fumarate metabolic process. Gene Ontology annotation, cellular component: mitochondrion; tricarboxylic acid cycle heteromeric enzyme complex. NCBI's taxonomy places the organism in Eukaryota, Viridiplantae, Streptophyta, Magnoliopsida, Cucurbitales, Cucurbitaceae. The transcript is spliced from 17 exons. Gene Ontology annotation, molecular function: fumarate hydratase activity.
UUACUUCCUCUGAUGAAGUUCGUCAACAUAAAUCGCCGUAAUCUCUCACAACACCUCCGAAGCUCUGACGUCACCUGCCAUUUCUCCGGCGCCUUAUUUCCGUCCAUUCCUCAGUUCUAGGAUUCCACAUUCCGAAGCUCCGCUGUUAGUUUCCUCUCCUACUCGCAAGAUCACUCUCUCAUUUUUCUUUCCCCAAACUGAUUUUCGCUUUUAGCUCAAAAGAAUGGCGGCCCUGUAUGUUUUGUCCCGGCGAUCUUCGCCUUCGCACCUGUUUGGAAUGGCGCGUUAUGCUACUACAUCAUUGAGAUCUUACUCCACGUCUUUUCGCGAGGAAAGGGAUACGUUUGGGCCUAUCAACGUUCCAUCCGAUAGAUUAUGGGGAGCUCAAACGCAGAGAUCAUUGCAGAACUUUGAGAUCGGAGGAGACCGUGAGCGAAUGCCUGAACCUAUAAUUCGCGCCUUUGGCGUCCUUAAAAAGUGUGCUGCCAAGGUAAACAUGGAGUACGGUCUUGAUCCAACCAUUGGGAAAGCCAUAAUGCAAGCAGCCCAAGAAGUAGCUGAGGGAAAGUUGAAUGAUCAUUUUCCACUAGUUGUAUGGCAAACUGGAAGUGGCACUCAGAGUAACAUGAAUGCGAAUGAGGUCAUUGCUAACAGGGCAUCUGAGAUCCUUGGUCAUAAACGUGGCGAGAAGUUUGUUCACCCAAAUGACCAUGUUAAUCGGUCCCAAUCUUCUAAUGAUACAUUCCCAACUGUAAUGCACAUAGCAGCUGCAACAGAAAUUAAUUCCAAAUUCAUACCAAAAUUGAAAACUUUACAUUCGUCACUAAACUCAAAGUCCAUAGAAUUCAAAGAUAUUGUUAAGAUUGGACGCACUCACACUCAAGAUGCCACACCAUUGACUCUUGGGCAAGAGUUUAGUGGCUAUACCACACAAGUGAAGUAUGGCAUUGAUAGAGUCUUGCGCACUCUACCUCGAAUGUAUCAGCUUGCCCAAGGUGGAACUGCUGUCGGAACUGGAUUGAACACAAAGAAAGGAUUUGAUGUGAAAAUAGCUGCAGCAGUAGCUGAAGAAACAAAUUUUCCGUUUUUGACAGCCGAAAACAAGUUUGAAGCCUUGGCUGCACAUGAUGCCUUCGUUGAAACUAGUGGGGCUCUUAACACAGUUGCUACUUCUUUGAUGAAGAUUGCCAAUGACAUACGCCUUUUGGGAAGUGGUCCACGUUGUGGUCUUGGUGAACUUAUUCUUCCCGAGAAUGAGCCAGGCAGUAGUAUCAUGCCAGGGAAGGUGAACCCUACUCAAUGCGAGGCUCUCACUAUGGUCUGUGCUCAGGUGAUGGGAAACCAUGUGGCAAUAACUGUUGGUGGGUCAAAUGGUCACUUUGAACUUAAUGUAUUUAAGCCAAUGAUAGCCAAUGCUCUAUUGCACUCAUUGAGAUUAUUAGGGGAUGCUUCUGCUUCAUUCGAGAAGAACUGUGUGAGGGGAAUUCAAGCUAACAGGGAAAGAAUUUCGAAGUUACUCCACGAGUCACUGAUGCUCGUCACAGCUUUAAAUCCCAAAAUUGGUUACGACAAUGCUGCUGCAGUUGCAAAGACAGCCCACAAGGAAGGAUCCACUUUGAAGGAAGCUGCACUGAAGCUCGGAGUUUUAAGCGAGGAAGAUUUUAAUAAAUAUGUGGUGCCUGAGAAAAUGAUUGGUCCAUCUGAUUAGUAAAGCUAAAUAGCCCUUCUGUGUUUGGAUCAUUGUUUCAUCAAAAUCAUUUUUACACUCUCAUUCUUCUCCAUAAAGGAAAAAGAAUGCCCAUUUUUAUGAGGAUUGAAGUGGUUAAUAAAGGCACCACAGAGAAGAUCUCAGGUUGUGCUUUGUAUGUUCGGCGGAAAUUGUGGUCAUUCCUCUUUCAAAAUAUUGUCCAGAAAUUUUCUCAAGGAAAAAUAGUUAAUAAUUUAUUUUGGGGACAUUGGUUCUUGUGUACGUCCAUUAUGGAAUCUCGUUGAGAUUUUUUCUCAUUUGAAAGGGAAAAAUGACAUUAUUAAUCAAUAGGCCGUUUGAGCCCAACUUAUUUGUUGUCA